Messenger RNA from Lontra canadensis (Northern American river otter), 2949 nucleotides. RefSeq names its product golgi reassembly stacking protein 1 (gene GORASP1). Bases 40 to 1443 code for a protein of 467 amino acids. The record is from RefSeq and is a predicted model, not a curated record. NCBI's taxonomy places the organism in Eukaryota, Metazoa, Chordata, Mammalia, Carnivora, Mustelidae. Gene Ontology annotation, cellular component: Golgi apparatus. Gene Ontology annotation, molecular function: protein binding. The transcript has 10 exons. Gene Ontology annotation, biological process: Golgi organization.
CGCAGUACCGGACACGCGCGCCGCCGCCGGGCCGCAGCUAUGGGUCUGGGCGUCAGCGCCGAGCAGCCCGCGGGCGGCGCCGAGGGCUUCCAUCUGCACGGGGUGCAGGAGAACUCCCCAGCCCAGCAGGCAGGCCUGGAACCCUACUUUGAUUUCAUCAUCACCAUCGGGCACUCGAGGCUGAACAAGGAGAAUGACACACUGAAGGCCCUGCUGAAGGCCAAUGUGGAGAAGCCCGUGAAGCUGGAGGUGUUCAACAUGAAGACCAUGAAGGUGCGCGAGGUGGAGGUGGUGCCCAGCAACAUGUGGGGCGGCCAGGGCCUGCUGGGGGCCAGCGUACGCUUCUGCAGCUUCCGCAGGGCCAGCGAGCACGUGUGGCACGUGCUGGACGUGGAACCCUCUUCACCUGCCUCCCUUGCUGGCCUGCGCCCAUACACAGACUAUGUGGUUGGCUCAGACCAGAUCCUCCAGGAGUCCGAGGACUUCUUUACGCUCAUCGAGUCCCACGAGGGGAAGCCCCUGAAGCUGAUGGUUUACAACUCCGAGUCCGACUCCUGCCGGGAGGUGACUGUAACUCCCAACGCAGCCUGGGGUGGAGAGGGCAGUCUGGGGUGUGGUAUUGGCUACGGGUAUCUGCACCGGAUCCCAACGCAGCCUCCCAGCCACCACAAGAAGCCACCUGACGCCCCGCCACCUGAUGCCCUGCCGCCUGAUGUCUCACCAUCUGGUGCCGCGCCACCUGGUGCCCCGCCACCUGACGCCCCGCCACCUGACGCCCCUCCUCCUGACGCCCCGCCUCCUGAUGCCCUGCCUCCUGGACCCACCCCUCAGGACUCUCCUGCCUCUUCAGGCCUGGAGACAGGCUCCAGGCAGGAUGACUACACGCAGGCCCUGCUGCAGGCACCUGGCUCCUUCAUGGAGGGACAGUUUUCUGAGCCUGGGAGUCCCAGCUGUGGUGCUCCAGACCUUGGGGGAUUUCCACAUCUCAUGGAGACACCUCUUCAACCUCCACCUCCAGUGCAGCGUGUCAUGGACCCAGGCUUCCUGGAUGUGUCAGGUAUCUCCCUCUUGGACAGCAGCAAUGCCAGUGUCUGGCCCGGCCUGCCCUCUGCCACAGAGCUGACAUCCAUGGGUCUCUCAGCCUCUGGCCCUGAGGACGUCUCCAGCAGCGGUUCUCACGAGCGUGGUGGUGAGGCCACAUGGUCCGGAUCAGAGUUUGAGGUCUCCUUCCCGGACAGCCCAGGCACCCAGGCACAACCAGACCACCUGCCUCAGCUAACUCUUCCCGACAGCCUUAUCUCGGCAGCCUCACCGGAAGACGGCCUGUCGGCUGAGCUGCUCGAAGCGCAGGCUGAGGACGAGCCGGCAAGCACAGAGAGCCCAGAGUUCGGGGCGGAGGCUGAGGGGGCAGGCGGCCAGGCCCUGCUCUCUAUCCCUGAAUAACGCCCUAGGCUGUCCAGGUCCCUGAUGGCAUUUCGUGAGGCUGGAUGGGGGGAAGCCGCUUAGGCCGCACUAUGCAGCUCAGCCCCUUGCCUGAUCCCAGCCCAGUGUGUGCAGCUUCCUAGGCAGCGGCUCCCCGUUGUGCAGGGACUUCUGCAGCCCGGGAGCUCAUGUGUGCCCAUAGCCGCUGCCGGUGUCCAAGAGAUGACCUUCCAGCAUUGAUUCUGCCUGGUGGUCCUGGCUUUGGGGAGUCGGGCACUUGUUUGAGAGUCUCAGACAAGUCCUUUUGGGGUGGUGGGGAGCUGGGAGCAGCACCCAGAUUAAGUUUUGCAGGAGCUGGGGUAGGAGAGGAAAAGGACUACUCUGCUGCUUGGGUGGGGCAGAGAGCCUCCGUGGGUAGGAAGAGGAGACCAUCGGCAAGAACAUCCUUAGGCCACGUUGUACCCUUACGUCCAGUGCUUGCUCCUGCUGUGGUCACUAUGGCUGCCCAGGCAGCAGCAGAGUCCACACAGGGUCAGGUGUGAAGGAGGAAGGAGGAUUGAAGGGUGGAGUGGAGGAGGAAGGGAUAGGUCUGGAGUAUUUGCCUACAACUUGCUAGGGCUUGCCUUGAUUCUUCUUGUACAGCUCAGCUAGCCCCGUGUGUACUCGAAGGCAGCCCCACGCCUUGGGGACCCCUGAGGCCCCAGUUACCAUCUCUUCUAGAAGUCUCGUAUCCUCAUCUCUGCUACACUGCAUAGCUGGCUCAGGCUGACUGACAUCUGCCAGUAACAGCUGGAGGAGAGAAGCAGUGAACUUGUCCAUCUCUCCUGGGGGAGGAGGGAAAUUCUAGCCCUGUCAGCAGAGACUCACUUGUUCUUGGACCAUGAUGUCUCUUUUUCCCCAGGGCCUACACCCCACAGACCCAGUAUCCCUAGUGGUGACUCCUGUCAGCUCCCAAACUUAUACAACCAUCUCUUCUAAAUAUACAAGGCAUCCAGGCUGCCCUAGUAGAAUACAGAUUGCAAAUUUAAAUUCAACGACCUAAGCAGACUCAAAGCCAGUCCUGACUGGACUUCUUGAACACAGCUCCCACCCUAAGCGGAAUGAGGGCCUGGACAAUGCACUAUGACUGCAUUUGAAGCAAGCCCUCGUCAAGCCUGUCGUGGCAGCUGAUAAGCCUGCCGAACAGGGAGGAGGUGUGUCCAAAGCCAGGUCUGGAGCUGGGUUCUGGGAUUUUCUGGGAGCCGUGUCUGCCUGUAGGAAUCCAAGAAGUAGAAGAGAAUCACCACAGGAUGUUUGGAGGCCAGCUUCCCUGAACUGCAGCCUGGUAGUCUGGCGUGACAUCCCCCUCACCCUAGGAUUCUGGCUCUUCCUCUCUCACUUUUAUAUACUCCCCACCCUGACCAGGGGGAUAAAAUGGGUACUGACGUUGAUGACUGUCAGGGUAAACAUGGAACCAGAAGUUUCUCUGUAAUCUGCUAUGAAGGAAAAUGACAAGUGAAAGAAAUAAAGGUGUACUACACUUUGAAA